UCACUCUCUCUCUAAUUCAAAUUUCACUUUUUCCACACUUUACUUUAUUUUCGGUUUUCCUCUCUUUUUUAAGCAGCGCUUUCUUCAACACUCCACCACACUAACCCAACUCCUCUGUUUUCCCUUCAAAACCAAGCUCUGUACUCUACCUUCAAUGGAAGAAGCUUCAUCACCACUCCCCCACCACCUUCUCCCACAGCCUUCCCCAAAACCCUACAAAAAAAACUUAGUCACAACACUAAUGGAAGCAGCUUCACUCCGCACUCCUUCCUUCAAAGAAGACACUUAUUUCAUCACCCACCUCAAAUCCUCCGAGAAAAAAGCUCUCCAAGAACUCAAACACAAGCUUUCCUCCGCCUACGCCGACUCCGAAUCGCCGGAUAACGGUUGCUCCAUGUGGGGAAUCCCUCUCCUGGGCGGCGCUGAGAAAGCCGACGUGAUCCUCCUCAAGUUCUUACGAGCUAGAGAUUUUAGGGUUCAAGAUUCUUUCAACAUGCUCGAGAAGUGCUUGUCGUGGAGAAAAGAUUUUAAGACGGAUACUAUUUGCGACGAGGAUUUAGGGUUUAAAGAACUCGAAGGGCUCGUUGCGUACAUGCAUGGCUACGAUAAGGAAGGGCACCCGGUUUGUUACAAUGCUUACGGAGUUUUCAGAGAUAAGGAAAUGUAUGAGAGGAUUUUUGGAGACGAUGAGAAGCUGCAAAAGUUUUUGAAAUGGAGAGUUCAAGUUCUUGAAAAAGGGAUUAAUUUGUUGCAUUUUAAACCGGGUGGUGUUAACUCUAUUAUUCAAGUUACCGAUCUUAAAGAUAUGCCUAAGAGAGAGCUUAGAGUUGCUUCUAAUCAGAUUUUGUCUCUGUUUCAAGAUAAUUACCCUGAAAUGGUUGCUCGUAAGAUUUUUAUCAAUGUGCCAUGGUACUUCAGUGUGUUGUAUUCAAUGUUUAGCCCAUUUCUUACUCAAAGAACUAAGAGCAAAUUUGUGAUCUCCAAGGAAGGAAAUGUUGCAGAAACACUUUACAAAUUUAUAAGGCCGGAAGAUAUUCCAGUGCAAUAUGGAGGAUUAAGUAGGCUAAACGAUUUGCAGAAUGGCCCACCUAAACCAGCUUCUGAGUUUACUGUAAAAGGAGGGGAGAAAGUGAACAUUCAGAUUGAAGGAAUUGAGGGUGGUGCAACAAUUACUUGGGAUAUAGUGGUAGGAGGAUGGGAAUUGGAGUAUAGUGCAGAGUUUGUACCAAAUGCUGAAGGAAGCUACACAAUUGCAGUGGAGAAGCCAAGAAAAGUAGCUUCAUCAGAAGAAGCGAUACAUAACUCUUACACAUCGAAAGAAUCCGGAAAAAUGGUUUUAUCCGUCGACAAUACGGCCUCUCGGAGAAAAAAGGUUGCUGCUUAUCGAUACUUUGUCCGCAAAUCUACUGCUGUUUAGUUAUAGUUUGCUAAUUAAGUAUAAUAACAGAGUUCGUUGUUUUUUGUUUUUGCUUGCUUUGUUUUAGUUAUUUUCAGAGGUUAAUGAAUCUUAGUUACUU
Mercurialis annua (annual mercury) is the source of this 1517-nucleotide messenger RNA. RefSeq names its product patellin-6. Gene Ontology annotation, molecular function: lipid binding. Lineage: Eukaryota; Viridiplantae; Streptophyta; Magnoliopsida; Malpighiales; Euphorbiaceae. Bases 155 to 1417 code for a protein of 420 amino acids. The record is from RefSeq and is a predicted model, not a curated record. The transcript is spliced from 4 exons.